This is a messenger RNA of Rhodotorula toruloides NP11, 1224 nucleotides long. RefSeq lists its product as uncharacterized. Bases 1 to 1224 code for a protein of 407 amino acids. The transcript is spliced from 2 exons. The record is from RefSeq and is a predicted model, not a curated record. Lineage: Eukaryota; Fungi; Basidiomycota; Microbotryomycetes; Sporidiobolales; Sporidiobolaceae.
AUGGUCUGCACUCCCUCGACCUCGACCUUCACCGUCGCCCUGGUGGCAUCGGCCGCACUCCUUGCCGGACAGGCUGAAGCCCUCCCUACCUCGCGCUCUCACUCGACGAUUGCUCGCCGCGCCCACAUCGCCACGCACCACCACGUCGCCCGCUCUGGCACUUCUCUCGGCGACCACUCGAUCGUCGUCGACGCCUCGACGUCCUCGCACCCCGGCUCGUCCGGCGGGAUCAAGAACUCGACGAUCAACCUGACCUCGAUCUCGCGCCGGCGCGACUCGACCCUCUCGACUUUCUCGCGCGUCGUCCGCUCCCUCUUCGGCCGCGCCGUCCCCGCCGCACCCGCAACCUUCACCGCCCUGCCGCUCACCGUCUCCGCGCCCGUUUCGCCCUCGUCUUCCCUCAAGAAGCGCUCGGCUGCCCACCCAAAGCGCCGCCGCAACGGCAACAAGCUCCCUCGCCGCGGCGCGCCGCUCAAGAAGCUCAACCGCUCGACGCACGCCCAGCGCCGCGCCGAGGCCGCCAAGCGCGACUACCCGAUCAACGUCAAGCUUCAGCGCCGCAAGGCCGCCAAGCGCGCUGCCGUCCUCGAGGCGCGCGCGAUGAACUACACCCUCGCCGACGCCCAGGCUUCCGCCUACUCUGCCGCCGUCGCCGCCCUCUCCGACUCGCCUUACUCGCCGGCCGUCACUGCCCUCCCCACAUCUGCGUCCGACUCGGCUGAGCCGACGACGACCGCCUACUCGACCAUGCUCCUUAACCCUACGCCCGCCUCGGCGGCCGACGGCAACUCGCCCUACACUGGAGACGCUCGCUCUGCACCGAACGGCACUCUUGGCGACGCAGCAGCCGCCCGCGCGCAGCAGAAGAAGCAGUCCAUCUCGACCGAGACGGUCACUCAGACUGUCACCCUCGUCGCCGCUCCGGGCAUCGCCACUCCCGGUCCGGUCGGCACCGCUUCCCUCUCCUCGACCGUCUCGACGACGAUCCUCAACCCGAAGGCGGCCGGUUCCGCCUCGCUCCUCUCGUCCUCGACGGACGCCCAGCCGACUCCCUCCUCCGCCGCACUCCCUACCUCUCCUCCUCCGUCGACUGCGACCGCCUCCGCCGCUCUCCAGAACGUCAAGUCGGCCUUCGAGCGCCGGAGGAUGCAGCCUGGUCGUCGUGCGGCGAUCCAGCAUGAGCGCGCCGCAAAGGUCGCGGCGACGCAAUGGUUCAAGGCUUGA